Molecule: messenger RNA, 1146 nt
Organism: Agrilus planipennis (emerald ash borer)
Lineage: Eukaryota; Metazoa; Arthropoda; Insecta; Coleoptera; Buprestidae
Exons: 1
Coding region: 1-1146 (381 amino acids)
Molecular function (GO): nucleic acid binding; RNA-DNA hybrid ribonuclease activity
Source: RefSeq, a predicted model, not a curated record
AUGAUUGACGAAAAGUUUUUAUGGAAGUCACACAUUCAAUAUGUGGUCAAUAAGAGCAAAGAAAUUUCGCAUAAAAUCGCGGCGGCCGCUAGACUCACGUGGGGUUUCAGGGGCGCGGCUUUGGCAAAAAUUUACGAGGGCGCGGUACAAUCGGCGAUGCUUUACGGGGCACCGAUUUGGGCUGAAGGUUGUAAAGUUAAAGAAUGCAGGUCUCUUUUAAGCGCUCAGAGAAUAUUGACAGUAAAAGCAGCGACGGCGUAUCGUACUGUUCCAUCGGAAGCGGCAUUUGUGUUGAGCAAAAUUCUGCCGUUUGAUAUUCUGUUGCAGGAAACGGCGAAAAGGUACCGCCUUUUCACCGGCCACCCUAGCAACAACGACCUUGACGGACUUCAACUCCAGGACCGACAGCUCGAACGUCGCGUCAGCCUAGCCGACACAGUACAUCCUGCGGACAUGGACAACUUCCGGUUUACCGAGGGAGUCCAGGACGCCUACAACACAGUGAUCUAUACAGAUGGUUCUAGAUUGGACGACGGACGGGCUGGAGGAUCCUUUAUUUUGUUCAACGGAGACGCCGAGAUCCAUCGGGAUAAUUUUACCCUCGCGGAACAUAGUACUAUCUUUCAGUGUGAAAUGAUAGCACUACGACAAGCACUUACACAUCUCCGAGGGCAUUCGGAUAUAAUCAAGGAGUGUUCCAUCGUUACGGACAGCCAGUCAGUUUUGACGGCCCUUCGCAAUAUGAGACAGCCAACUACUCUACAACUGGAGACGUGGGAACUCGCGGUCAAUCUGGCCAGAGAAAUUUCCCUACGUUUCCACUGGACACCGUCGCAUUCUGGUAAUGCGAAAAACGACGCCGCGGAUCAACUUGCGAAAGCCGCCGCCACCGACCAGGCGACUGCACCGAUUUAUAAUUUGGCGCCCAGGACACUCGUCAAGCGACGUCUACGCAAUCUUUUCCUGGAGGCUUGGAAAGAACGAUGGAGGACUGCUACAAAAGGAAGGACUACCGCGAGCUUCCUGCCGGAUCCCUGUUCGGCUCGGUCCGUAACUCCGACUUGCACCCGUCGUCGUUUCGCGCUCGCGGUCGCGGUCGCGGCCCCGUGGGAACGCUCUGGAGACCAAGACGCUGCGGAAGACUGA